Saccostrea echinata is the source of this 3471-nucleotide messenger RNA. RefSeq lists its product as uncharacterized. Gene Ontology annotation, molecular function: aspartic-type endopeptidase activity; zinc ion binding; nucleic acid binding. Gene Ontology annotation, biological process: DNA integration; proteolysis. The record is from RefSeq and is a predicted model, not a curated record. Lineage: Eukaryota; Metazoa; Mollusca; Bivalvia; Ostreida; Ostreidae. Bases 1 to 3471 code for a protein of 1156 amino acids. The transcript has a single exon.
AUGGAAGUCUCUCAACUCCAAGCCUCCGGUAUGGAAGACCAUAAGAGUCAAGACAUACAACUAAAUACUGCGAAUAGGAGAAUGAAUUCUUCUAAACAAAGGAAACAAAGAGAACCAACAAAUACGUGUCACAAUUGUGGAAAGCAAUGGCCACAUAAAGAUAGACCGUGCCCAGCGAAGGGCAAGGCGUGCAACAAAUGCAAGAAAAUCGGACAUUUUGCAAAGCAGUGUAGGUCUGGCCAGAAACAGGAUACCAAAAACUUCAACCGCACAUCCAGAACAAGGAAACCAUUGGUCAACAAUCUGGAUAAUGACAGUAGUGAUGAAGAGUACGCUUUCGGAUUGUCACUCAAUGCAACAAAAUCCUUGCCUAUCGCAGAUGUCAAAAUAAAUGGGAUUGAAGUUGGUAUGCUGGUGGAUUCUGGAGCAAGUGUUACUGUCAUGGAUGAGUCGACAUUUGAAAAAGUAAGUCGCAAGAAACCAAUCAAAUUGUCAAAAUCAAAUGCCAAAGUUCAUGCUUACGGAACAAAAGCAGCAUUACCCAUAAAAGGUAAAUUUCGAGCUGAACUAGAAUCUAAACUUAGGAUUAUCGACACUGAAAUUUUUGUGGUGAAAAGUGCAAGUGGAUGUUUACUAAGCUGCGCUGAUGCACAAAAGCUUGGACUCAUUUCGAUUACAAUAAAUGCUGUAGACCAAGAUGAAACUACGGACCAAUCCAGCAUAUUAACGAAGUUUGCUGAUCGAUUUGAGGGGAUAGGAAAGUUGAAAGACUUUCAAGUAAAACUUCACAUUGACGAAACAGUGAAGCCUGUUGCGCAACCGCAUCGAAGAAUUCCGUUUCACCGACGAAAGAAAUUAGAACUAGAGCUAAAGAAACUUGAAGAAAUGGACAUCAUAGAAAAAGUUGAUGGACCGACUCCUUGGGUGUCACCUAUUUUAGUAGCUCCCAAACCUAAAAAUCCUGACCAGGUGAGAGUUUGUAUUGACAUGAGAAGAGCUAACGAAGCUAUACUUAGAGAACGCCAUUUGAUACCUACUAUUGAUGAACUCAUCACUGAUUUGAAUGGAGCUAAAGUAUUCUCUAAACUUGACCUAAAUAAAGGCUAUCACCAACUUGAAUUAGCACCUGAAUCGAGAUACAUCACAUUUUCAUCACAUGUUGGACUGUUUCGUUACAAAAGACUGAUUUUUGGAGUCAAUUCGGCAGCUGAAGUUUUUCAGGCAGUGAUUCAACAAACUAUAGAAGGCAUACAUGGAACACGCAAUAUAAGUGAUGAUAUUAUUGUGUUUGGGAAGUCUCAGGAAGAGCACGACAAGUCGUUAAAAUCGCUCUUAACUCGACUGAGGGAACGAAAUCUUACACUCAACAAAGAUAAGUGUGAGUUCAACAAAAGAAAGCUUGAAUUCUUUGGAUUUAUUUUCUCUGAAAAUGGAAUCUCAGCUGACCCCAAGAAAGUUGAAGCUAUCAAACAUGCAGAAAACCCCAGGAAUGCAUCUGAAAUGCGCAGUUUCCUUGGCAUGGCUAACUACUGUGCGCGAUUCAUCAAGGACUUCGCCACGAUUUCACAACCUCUACGUGAAUUGACCAAAAAGAAUCAACGAUGGACUUGGGAAAAGAAACAUAAAGAGGCGAUGCAGAAUAUCAAGGAAGCAUUAACAAGUAGUGCAGUUAUAUCUUAUUUUGACCCUUCAAGGCGCACAGAAGUCAUCGUCGACGCAAGCCCUGUCGGACUUGGAGCUAUCCUUACGCAAAUUGAUGGAAAUAGCACCCGAAAAGUUAUUUCCUAUGGAAGUAAAACACUUUCUCCAGUGGAACAACGAUACUCCCAGACGGAACGUGAAGCUCUUGCAAUUGUCUGGAGUUGCGAACAUUUCCAUCUUUAUCUUCUUGGAAACACAUUUGAACUUGUGACGGAUCACAAGCCAUUGGAAUUAAUAUUUGGAAACCCAGCUUCAAAGCCGCCUGCCAGAAUUGAGAGAUGGGCGUUGAGACUACAGCCCUAUGAUUUCCGUAUUAAGUACAAACCUGGAAAGUUCAACCCAAGUGACUAUAUUUCACGUCACCCAAUUCUUCAAGAAAAUUCUGAAUCACUCUCUACUGUUGAAAGUUGCAUCAAUUUUGUAGUCCAGACAAAUAUCCCGAAAUCCAUGACUCUGGAUGAAAUUCAAAAGGCUUCUGACAACGAUAUUUUGAUACGAGACAUGCGAGAGGCAAUGAAGAGUGGAUCAUGGGCUGUUUUCAAGAAAUCAACACGACCAGACUGGCAAUCUGUCUAUAAACUGAAGGAUGAAUUAACUGUUUCGGAAACUGGGAUAGUUCUCCGAAAUGACAAACUGUUUGUUCCACGCUCACUCAGAAAACAUGUCAUAAGGUUAGCACAUGAAGGACACGAAGGUAUCGUGAAAACAAAGUCGUUGCUAAGGGAAAAAGUUAGGUUUCCUGGAAUUGAUAACCAAGUUGAGUCGACACUCAAAAGCUGUUUGCCUUGUCAAGUAACAACAGAAACAAAACAUCUAGAGCCACUGAAGAUGUCACCUUUACCAAGUGGACCGUGGACGGACCUAUCAAUGGAUUUUUGUGGACCGUUUCCCUCGGGAGAUUAUCUCAUGGUUGUUAUGGAUGAGUACUCGAGAUAUCCGAUAGUGGACAUUCUUAAAUCUACCUCUGCAAAAGCUGUUAUUCCUAAGUUAGACAAAAUUUUUGCAGAAUUUGGAAUACCAAAAAUUCUGAAGACUGACAACGGACCUCCAUUUAACGGAACGGAAUUUCGCCAGUAUUCGGAAUACCUGGGAUUUUCUCACAGGAAAAUUACUCCUUUAUGGCCUAAAGCAAAUGCAGAAUCUGAAAGAUUCAUGAGAACAAUUGAGAAAACUAUCAAAGCAGCUAAUGUGGAGCAUAAAAGUUGGAAACAAGAAAUCUUCACCUUUCUAAGGAACUACAGGGCAACACCGCAUUGUACCACAAAAACAUCUCCAUUUGAAGCACUAUUCAGCCGGAAGAUCAGAACUAAGAUGGGUGUAGACAUUCUUAAAGAAAAUAAAGGAGGAAAAUGUGAAAUCCACACCGAACUAAAGGAAAAUGACAUUAAAGCUAAGUUAAAGAUGAAACAACAUGCUGAUCACUAUUCUCGGGCAAAGGAAAUAGAUUUGGAAGUAGGGAACAAUGUUUUGGUAAAACAGCCAAAAACAACCAAACUGUCAACCCCGUAUGAACCAAACCCACUCGAAAUUUUAAAAACUAAAGGUACCAUGGUCACUGCAGGAAAUGGUGAGAAGACAAUUACAGGAAACGCAUCACAUUUCAAAAAGAUUGAAAGUAAUAAGGCAGAUCAGGACGAGGAACCAGAAAUUGACAUUGAAAUACCCGCGAAGGCAGAUAACACCGCGACUGACAUACCGAGCCGUCCCAAGAGAGUAAUCCGCACGCCCAAAAGGCUAAUGGUACACCGGCGCCUGUUAUCUUUCCCUUAG